Molecule: messenger RNA, 787 nt
Organism: Mucor mucedo
Lineage: Eukaryota; Fungi; Mucoromycota; Mucoromycetes; Mucorales; Mucoraceae
Product: NO signaling/Golgi transport ligand-binding domain-containing protein
Exons: 4
Biological process (GO): endoplasmic reticulum to Golgi vesicle-mediated transport
Cellular component (GO): TRAPPII protein complex; TRAPPIII protein complex; TRAPPI protein complex
Source: RefSeq, a predicted model, not a curated record
UUCUUUCUUUUUUCUUUAUUAUUUUUCUUUCUUUUUUCUUUAUUAUUUUUCUUUCUUUUUUCUUUAUUAUUAUUUUUUAAACGAUGAGUGAGCUCCCGCCUCGCCCAUCUAUGCAAUCGUCUGUAUACAGCGAUCAACGUGUCGUCCGUGCAAAAAGUAUUUUGGAAAAAAACUUGAAUAAGAGUAGAGGAACUGAGGUAAGGUCAAUGACAUUUUUUUAAAAAAGAAAAAACAAUUGGACUAACUUUUACAAGUAGGUGAGCUUAAGCGCACAAACCUUUUUGUUUUCAGAGAUGUUGCAAUAUGCUCAAAAGAGAGUCAAUGGCAUUCAAGAUUUAGAAAGAAAAUUAAACGAAUUCGGUUAUCGUGUUGGCUCUCGUGUUCUUGAAUUAUUAACAUGGAGAGAAAAGAUUGCAAAGAGAGAAACCAAAGUGUUAGGUAUUCUUUACUUUAUUCAUAGUACUGUGUGGAAGUCAUUAUUUGGAAAACCUGCAGAUUCGCUUGAAAAGAGUACCGAAAAUGAAGACGAGUACAUGAUUUCAGACAAUGAACCCAUACUCACGAAAUAUAUAUCAGUUCCUAAGGAACUUUCCCAAUUAAACUGCAAUGCAUUUGUUGCCGGGAUUGUGGAGGCGGUAUUAGAUGGAUGUCAAUUUCCUGCACGCGUCACAGCACACACUGUGCCUGCUGAUGGAUUCCCUCAACGAACAACUAUUUUGAUCAAGUUGGAUAAAGAAGUUUUGGAAAGAGAAGAGCUUUUAAAAUAAAUAAGAUUUUUAUUUAUUUU